UUGUUUUGCAUUUCAAUGUUUUUUUGAAGUCAUUUGUCGUAACGAUUAGUCAAUUGUUUUUGCCUUUAAUUGUAAUGCAUUUGAAUGUGUUUUGUAUAGUCUUUGUUACGAUCGCCGCAAACGAUGGGACAGUUGUCUCGCAAACGUAAACGCGGAUCAAAUGUCACCGACAGUACUGACACCGGAAUUGACACCAUGUCCUCACCCAAUACGAGCACCACUUCCAGCAGCCGUCCGGUCGACGCCUCACCAGUGGCCCGAAGUGGUCGCCCCACUCGUAGGGCCACCGCCGCUGCGGCCGCCACUGUCGCCGACGAGACAAUCGCUGUCAACACAUCCGAUGUGGAGAUGAUUCGUACGGCCGACGACUCACUACAGGGUCGGACACCGAUUGCCAGUCAAUUUGCCGCCACAGCCCAUGAUAUGGACCAAAUGGACGGCCAUUUGCUCGACGAAAGCCAAUCCCAAGCGUCGAUCCCAUGUCUAUCACAACGAGCGCCGCCGCCCAAGAAGAAGAAGAAGACCCAAUACGAAGAGCCGAUUGACACACAAGUGACCGAUAUAUACGAUGACAACGACGAAGAUAUGCUUGAAUUGAGCAACAAUUGGGCCGAAGACUUGGACGCUUCAUUCGCCGAGCCGUCCAACACUCAACUCCACCAUCGAGUGGACAAACACACGGCCGAAGCCGAAGAGAGGGCCAAACUGAAUGUCGCCGAAUGCGGAGCCAUUGAGGCCAUCACUCUUCAAAACUUCAUGUGUCACGAAAACUUCCACUUGGAUUUAGGUCCGCGUAUUAACUUCAUUGUCGGUCGCAACGGUAGCGGCAAAAGUGCUAUAUUGACGGGCAUUGUGUUAGGUCUGGGCGGUCGGGCGUCGACCACAUCCCGCGGCAAAGGUGUGGCCUCUUUGUAUUUCAGCCCGCACGCGUCCGGAUCUUCCACUUAUAAGAUCAAGACCUCUGACGGGAAGACAGUGGCCGACCGGAGGGACGCGUUGGACGACAUUAUACGCCACUUCAACAUACAGGUGGAUAACCCGAUCUGUGUCCUCAACCAAGAGGUGUCGCGCAAUUUCCUUAACACGAAGAACGCGAGAGAUAAGUACCAGUUCUUCAUGAAAGCCACGCUUUUGGAGGACAUGAAGAAUGAUUACGCGUCGAGUGAAACCGAUAGGAGUAUAUCGACUAAGAUAUUGGACCAGAAGGGGAAGGUAUUGCCGGACACGACGCGCGACCUGAAAGAGUUGGAGCGAAAGGUCCGUAUGUUUAACGAGUUGGAGAACCAUAAGGAGAAGUUCACGCAUUUGAACAAUGAGGCGCUUUGGGCGCUGGUCUACGAGCAGAAGAAUAAGUUGGAGGCCGUGAGGGCACAGAUCGCCAAAUUUGAGAAACGAUUUGUCACAGAGUCGGCCAAAUGUGAGGCCGAAAAGGAGACAAUCGCUGUGUUGGAGGCGAAGAAAACGGAGACAAUGGGUCGACUGAAUCAGUUGAUCGAUGACGUGAAUCGCGCGAAGGACACCGCCGAGGAAAAGAGGGCUAACAGGGAUGAAAUCAAGGAUAAGAUGCGCAAUAAAGAGCGGGACGACAGAGCAGUUCGUACGGAGAUUAUGGCCACGAAGAACGAUAUGAAGGCUAUUGAGCAACGAAUCAAAGGACUGGAACAACAAUUUAGUAAUGAGAGUCAUAACCGACGAAAGGAAGAGAUUUCCAAAUUAAGGACAGAAAUCGAAAAACUGAGAGAAGAAGAGCAGUCACUACUCGAACGGUACGAACAAUUGGAUCAAUCGGUGCGAGAAUUGGGCGAAAGCGGUGUCCGAAUAUAUCAAGAACGGAAUCAAUUGAAAAGUACAAUUGAUGGCAAACAGUAUGACAUUCAACGACUCAAUCAGAGUCGUGUGGAUCAGCUGAAGAAGUUUGGGCCCAAAUAUCCGGAAUUAGUCAAACGUAUAGACGAGGCGUUCCGGAAGAAGGUGUUUAAGAAGAAGCCGUUGGGACCGAUUGGGAAUUACAUUAAACUGAAGGACUACUCGUGCGCUCUGGCCGUCGAACUGGCCAUCAAAAACGUGAUUUACGCCUUCUGUUGCGAUAAUAUGCAGGACAAGAGAGAAUUGGAUAAAAUAAUUCAACAAGUGUUUGGUAGUGGCGGUCAACGCACGCCAUCCAUCAUUACCCGUCCCUUCACUGCCCUCCACGACGUGAGCAGAGGUCGGGUCCGAUGCGACGAAUACAAGAGUUUGUUGGACUUAAUGGACAUCAAAGAGUCGGCCAUUACUAACUGUCUCAUAGACCAGUGCCGUAUCGAACAAAUACUA
Messenger RNA from Medioppia subpectinata, 2313 nucleotides. NCBI's taxonomy places the organism in Eukaryota, Metazoa, Arthropoda, Arachnida, Sarcoptiformes, Oppiidae. The record is from the annotation of a GenBank genome assembly.